Messenger RNA from Hibiscus syriacus, 555 nucleotides. RefSeq lists its product as uncharacterized. The coding region runs from base 1 to 555 and encodes 184 amino acids. Lineage: Eukaryota; Viridiplantae; Streptophyta; Magnoliopsida; Malvales; Malvaceae. The transcript is spliced from 2 exons. The record is from RefSeq and is a predicted model, not a curated record.
AUGGGUUUCAUUGAUAAUGUUAUGUGUCACAACUGUCUCGGGCUUUCAUCGCUGUUACAUUGGGAAUAUAAUCAUAAUUGUAUUCAGGGUCUUCGUUUUAGUCGACAUGGUCCGCGUAUCAUCCAUCUUUUCUAUGCGGAUGAUUGUUUGUCGUUUUUGCGCAACUCAGAAUCUUCAUUUGCUCGUGUUCGUGAUAUUCUUGCUUUAUAUGAGCACCUCUAUGGUCAAAAGGUUAAUUCUGCUAAGUCCAGCAUUUAUUUCUUUCCAUCAACAACUCCUUCUCUGCAAAAUCAUCUCUGCACUCUAGUGGGUGUUUCCUCUAUUGUUGAUCCGAGUAUGUAUCUUGGGAUGCCUCUAAUUGUCGGUCGAAAUAAGACUCAGGCUUUUGGGUUUCUUCGUGAUAAGGUUUCUUCAAGAGUCCAGAGUUGGACAAAGAAUUUAAUUUCCUAUGGCGGUUGUGUCGUUUAUGUUAAAGCGAUGGUACAAGUACUUCCAACCUACGUCAUGGGCUAUUAUUUGAUUCUUGGGGUGCUUUCUGACAUCACUACUCUUUGA